UAGAACCACGCGUUGGUACACGGAAUACGCAUUAAGCAGUCUGAACACAGAAUAUAGUGUCUAGUGUUUACUAUCAUUGCUCUAUAUCAUUUCGGCAUUCUUUGGUCUGUCGUGUUUAUUGAUCUCUAUUAAAUUAUUAUUUUAUUAAUAUAGUUUUUAUCAUAGUCUUAAAAUAAGUAAUAAGUUUUCAAAUUUAAAAAUUGAACUGCAUUUGUUACCCACAUGGAGUAAACCGAUUAUCUACUAGAUCAAUCGACUAUCAGAACAAUAUGGAGUUUACUGGCGAAGGAGAAAUAUUGAACAUUUGCUCAUCUUCUAAAGAAGAAGAAAAUCUAUUGACUGUAUCUACUGCAUUUUAUGAAUACGAAUUUGAAGACGACGAAGUUUUUUUAGACGAUUCUCAGAGUGCUGAAAUGGAAACAUCAGAAAUUACUACUGCGCGCGUUCGAAGAACAUCUGAUGUUAUAGACUGUGUUGGUGGUUCAAUGUCUCCCGCUCAAAUAAAACGACAUAGUUUUCCAUCAACAACCAGUGAAUCUGUGUAUUCUGCAACUUCUAAAGCUACUAACAUAAAGGAACUGAAUAAAUCUAGACAUAGCGAGAUCACAACAGAAUCUCUUGAUCUGGGUUAUAGUAGCCCUGGUGCUCAGUCAUUGGGUCGAUCUUGGUUUAGAUAUAGUACAAGCAAUGAUGCAGAUUCAAUUGAUGCUAAACCAACUAAUGCCACUAUUGAACAGCAAACACCAAAUCCUUCAUGUGCUGCUAAUAAAUUAAAUUUUGGUUAUAAAAAGCCCAAUGAUGUUACCAAAAUGCCUGUAGCUAAAGAUGCUACAAAUUAUAACAUGGAUCAUGAAUUUAGAGGAGUUGCAGUUAUUAUCAAUAAUGAUAUUUUUGAGGGCCCUGCCCAAAGUUUGCCAGAACGCAGUGGAUCAUGGAAAGAUGUGGAGGAGCUUAAAAUAAUGUUUUAUCGUUUAUAUUUUCGUGUUAUAAUUUGGAAUAAUUUAAGCCAUGAGGAUAUUGAAUACCGCAUAAAUAAAUUGUCCUCAGCUGACCAUUCAGAUAAUGAUUGUCUAUGUGUGGUUGUGUUAACACAUGGGAUAAAUUCUUCAUUUAUUUAUGCUAAAGACAAUCCAUACCCAGUUGAGUCUUUGUGGAGCAGUUUUACUGCAGAUAGAUGCUCUACAUUAGCUGGGAAACCAAAAAUAUUUUUUAUUCAGGCAUGCCGUGGAGAAAAACUUGAUUCUGGUAUAACCCUCAGAAGAGAGACAAAAACUGAAGUUGAUUCAUCAACUGCUGCCUACAAAAUUCCAAAACAUGCAGAUUUUUUAAUUGCAUUCAGUACUUAUGAUGGUUAUUACUCGUUCAGGCAUCCAGAGAAUGGCACUUGGUUUAUUCAAAGUCUUUGCACUGAACUCAAUAAACAUGAACCAGGCUCAAUUGAUUUGUUAGCAAUAAUGACUCGUGUAUCUAGAAGAGUUGCUUUGGACCAUGAGUCCUAUAAUCCAGAAUAUCCUUGGCUGCAUAAGCAAAAACAAAUACCUACUAUACAUUCCAUGCUUAUCAGAGACGUGUUUUUUAAACCCAAAAAAAAACCACCUCCUGAACCUGAAGUUGUUAUGUAACAAA
Messenger RNA from Daktulosphaira vitifoliae (grape phylloxera), 1626 nucleotides. Its product is annotated as caspase-1-like. Gene Ontology annotation, cellular component: nucleolus; 90S preribosome. Bases 270 to 1622 code for a protein of 450 amino acids. The record is from RefSeq and is a predicted model, not a curated record. The transcript has 6 exons. NCBI's taxonomy places the organism in Eukaryota, Metazoa, Arthropoda, Insecta, Hemiptera, Phylloxeridae. Gene Ontology annotation, molecular function: cysteine-type endopeptidase activity. Gene Ontology annotation, biological process: proteolysis; maturation of SSU-rRNA from tricistronic rRNA transcript (SSU-rRNA, 5.8S rRNA, LSU-rRNA).